CAUUUUCAGAUUUUCUUCUCUGUAUUCAAAUUUUCUUUCUCACUCAAUUUUCUUUAUUCAGAUGCUAUUACUUACUGAGAGAGUUGUGAAAUGAAAACCUUUAGAGGAUUAAGUGAAAUUAAAGUUGAGAGAUAAUCAAUUUCAUUUGUCUUGGCUUUCUCUUCUUCUUCUAUCUUUCCUCAAGAUUUGGAUUUGCCCCCCAGAUGAUAGCAGUCUUUUGUUUAUCAUUUUUUACCAUUUUACAAGUGUGAUAUCUUUGAGCAGUCUUUUGAAGUUUAGCCAAUCACCUUCAUUAUCUGGAUUACAGAGACUCCGGAAGGUGAACCAUCGGCCCGGAAAUUUUAGAUCUGGUCGGAGCCGGCCCAGAGGGUUUUGUGUUCUUAAUCCUUUUCGCUACUUCUGAGUCGAAAACCCUAACCCUAUUUCACCGUACGUCUAAAAUGGCCAUUUCGUGUCAUCAAUCUCCUUUCAAGCUCAUUCCCCCAUCUCCUUCCAUAAACCUCUCUAAACCCUACCCUUCGCUGUCUCUGCCCGGAUCCUUCCGGUGCAAUCUCUCCGUACCUUCUAUUACCCCACUACUUGCCGAACCCGAACCCGUUUUCGCCUCCGUCAAGUCCUUUGCGCCCGCAACCGUCGCUAACCUUGGCCCUGGCUUCGACUUCCUCGGCUGCGCUGUCGACGGCGUCGGCGACUUUGUCACGCUGCGGGUCGACCCGGACGUCCGCCCUGGCGAGGUCUCCAUCUCCGACAUCCAUGGAGUCGGCAGCUCGGCCAAGAAACUCAGCAAAAACCCCCUCUACAACUGCGCAGGAAUAGCAGCUAUCGCCGUCAUGAGGAUGCUCAACAUCCGAUCGGUCGGCCUCUCCCUCUCGCUCCAGAAAGGUCUGCCUCUGGGAAGUGGCCUGGGAUCCAGCGCUGCCAGUGCCGCAGCAGCCGCCGUCGCCGUCAACGAGAUUUUUGGCGGUCCUCUUUCGGUGUCAGAUCUCGUCCUCGCCGGGCUCGAAUCGGAGUCGAAGGUCUCAGGUUACCAUGCCGAUAACGUGGCGCCGGCGAUCAUGGGAGGGUUCGUCCUGAUACGGAGUUAUGAUCCUCUGGAUUUGAUUCAUUUGAAGUUCCCAAACGAUAGAGAUCUGUUCUUCGUUCUGGUGAGUCCGGAAUUCGAAGCUCCGACUAAGAAAAUGCGAGCGGCAUUACCAAAGGAUAUCACAAUGUCGCAUCAUGUGUGGAACUGCAGCCAGGCUGGGGCGUUAGUGGCCUCAGUGCUGCAGGGGGAUUUGGAAGGGAUGGGAAUGGCGUUGUCCUCCGAUAAGAUCGUGGAGCCGAGGCGAGCGCCUCUGAUUCCCGGGAUGGAGGCGGUGAAGAAGGCGGCCAUUGAGGCCGGGGCGUUUGGGUGCACCAUUAGCGGGGCGGGGCCAACGGCUGUUGCCUUGACCGAUGAUGAGAACAGGGGAAUGCAGAUUGGGGAGCGAAUGGUUGAAGCUUUUGGGAAGGACGGGAAUUUGAAGGCCUCUGCCAUGGUUAAGAGGCUUGACAGGGUCGGUGCGAGGCUUGUAUCUAGCAUUCGGAGAUAGAUGGAAGAUGAUUUAAAGGAUUAGCUUCACUGUGGUGAAAGCAGUGGCGCCAAGGGAAAGAAUAUCAUCGAGAUGUAGCGGCUAUGUUUAGUUUUCGUAGGUUUUGUCCAUGAUUACGAUGUUCAGAGGUUAUGUAAUAUUUUGAUAUUUUCAUGUGAAACAUCGAUUUGAUUAUUGUAAAAGGAAUUGUCGGUUAAAUAUUAUUGAGGUUUCGAUCUUGCUUCCGCUGA
Messenger RNA from Diospyros lotus (date-plum), 1801 nucleotides. Its product is annotated as homoserine kinase. The transcript has 2 exons. The record is from RefSeq and is a predicted model, not a curated record. Bases 441 to 1571 code for a protein of 376 amino acids. Gene Ontology annotation, biological process: L-threonine metabolic process. Gene Ontology annotation, molecular function: homoserine kinase activity; ATP binding. NCBI's taxonomy places the organism in Eukaryota, Viridiplantae, Streptophyta, Magnoliopsida, Ericales, Ebenaceae.